Camellia sinensis is the source of this 822-nucleotide messenger RNA. Lineage: Eukaryota; Viridiplantae; Streptophyta; Magnoliopsida; Ericales; Theaceae. The record is from RefSeq and is a predicted model, not a curated record.
CUGCAGGGUGUACUUCUAAAUGGAACUGCAAUAGCAGUUAAACAACUUUCAUCUAAAUCAGGGCAAGGGAUCCAUGAGUUUGUAAAUGAAGUAGGAACUAUUUCUGCUCUGCAACAUCCAAAUCUUGUAAAGUUACUGGGAUGCUGUGCAGAAGACAACCAACUUCUUCUUGUCUAUGAGUUCAUGGAAAAUAACUCCCUUGCGCAUGCUUUGUUUGGUCCAAAUGAGGUGAGGUCAAGACUAAAUUGGCCCACCAGAGUUCAAAUUUGUCUUGGAAUCGCAAAAGGCCUGACUUUUCUACAUGAAGAAUCCAAAUUGAAAAUUGUUCACAGGGAUAUUAAGCCAACAAACAUUCUUCUUGACAAGGAUUUUAAUGCAAAGAUAUCUGAUUUUGGAAUCGCUAAGCUUUAUGAAGAGGAAGUGACACAUGUGGUCUCUAAAAUAGCAGGAACCACUGGAUAUAUGGCUCCUGAAUAUGCCAUGAGAGGUCACUUAACAAAUAAGGCAGAUGUUUAUAGUUUUGGAGUUGUCACGUUGGAAAUUGUCAGUGGCAAGAACAGUACCAGUUAUCGGCCAAAUGAUGAGAUUGUUUACCUUUUAGAUUUGGCAUAUGUUUUACGACAGAAAGGAAAUCUUAUAGAAUUAGUUGAUCCGUCCUUAGGGUCAGACUACUCUUUAGAGCAAGCAAAUACAAUAUUGGAAUUAGCAAUGUGGUGCACUAACCUAUCCCCAUCACUCAGGCCCCCCAUGUCUGAGGUUGUGAAAACUCUUGAGGGACACACUACUAGGUGCAGCACCCAGUGCCCCUUAUUCAAUGGAUGA